Messenger RNA from Acytostelium subglobosum LB1, 1062 nucleotides. RefSeq lists its product as hypothetical. Bases 1 to 1062 code for a protein of 353 amino acids. The record is from RefSeq and is a predicted model, not a curated record. Lineage: Eukaryota; Evosea; Eumycetozoa; Acytosteliales; Acytosteliaceae. Gene Ontology annotation, molecular function: O-methyltransferase activity. The transcript has 2 exons.
AUGGAAGCUAAAGCAACUGAAUCUGGUACAUUGGAGCAGAGAGAGAAGAUGAUGGCAUUCUUCAAGGUGAUGGAUUUGGCUGAUGGACAUAUGCGUACUUCCGCCUUGACUGCUGCAACAAAGUUGGACGUGGCCAGUGCCUUCCAACCUGGCCAGAGAUGUACAAUUGAGGAGUUGGCCAAGAAGACCAACUGCAACCAACAGUAUCUGUACCGUUUACUUCGUGCGUUGACCUCGAUCGGAUUCUUCAAGGAGGUGGAGACUGGAGUGUUUGAGCAUACUCCAAUGUCCGAGGCACUGAUGUCCAGCCAUAUGCGUGAUAUUGUCAUGAUGUCUGGCUUGCGCUCAAUGGUGGAGCCAUUCUAUGACCUGUCCGAGACCGUCAAGAAUGGAAAGAUCAACGAGGCUAAGGUGUUUGAGGGCCAUCCAACCUACUGGGACAGCCUCAGGACCAGACCAGAGGAGGAAGCCAUCUUCAGCAGGGCCAUGACGAGCUUCACUGUGACUUGUGCUCCUCAACUCGUCCAGAUGGCCGACUACAAUCAGUUUGAGACUGUUUGUGAUCUUGGUGGCUCCCAGGGUAUCCUUCUCUCAGAGAUCCUCAAGCAGUCGCCCAAGGUCAAGGUUGGUUUGAACUUUGAUCUACCAUCAGUUAUCAAUCAGAACAAGAACAACCAAGCCCUGAUCAAGACCCGUGAUCCACGAUUCCAGGAGGUGGAGGGAUCAUUCUUCACCAAGGUACCUGAGGCCGAUUGCUACACUCUCAAGAACAUUCUUCAUGAUUGGGACAACAAAGCUGUCAUUGAGAUCCUCAAGACCGUCUCCAAGAGCAUGAAGCCAACUUCCAAGGUCUACGUCUAUGACUUCCUCAUGGCUGAGAAGUCCACUCCAGAGAAUUCCUUUAUCUCAUGGCUUGACAUCAAGAUGAUGGCACUCCUUAAUGGUUUGGAGAGGAGCUUGGAUGAUUGGAAGACUGUAUCCAAUGGAUGUGGACUAAAGGUGGAGAAGGUGAUCCCAUCGCCAAUGCCCCAUGCUCCAACUCUGGUCAUCUUUGGCAAGUGA